Messenger RNA from Saccostrea cuccullata (small rock oyster), 1003 nucleotides. Its product is annotated as probable mitochondrial glutathione transporter SLC25A40. Gene Ontology annotation, cellular component: mitochondrion. NCBI's taxonomy places the organism in Eukaryota, Metazoa, Mollusca, Bivalvia, Ostreida, Ostreidae. The transcript has 7 exons. The record is from RefSeq and is a predicted model, not a curated record. The coding region runs from base 131 to 988 and encodes 285 amino acids. Gene Ontology annotation, biological process: mitochondrial transmembrane transport.
CAUUUUAAAAAUACAGUGACCUAUGUCCGAAGGUUUUCUUUUCCGUUUCACGUGUGUAAACAUUCGUUUCGUUAUGUUUAGUAACAGGAUGGGCACUUAGCACCCCCAGAGGAACACAUGCAGCGGAGAGAUGGCAGGGGGGACUUUUGAGGACAUCACGGCCGUGCAGCAGAUGAUUUCAUCUUGCACGGGCGCCAUCCUCACCUCUCUUCUUGUGACGCCUUUUGAUGUUGUGAAAAUCCGGCUUCAAUCCCAGAAAGUGCCGCUGGUGAAAGGGAAAUGCUUUUUAUACUGCAAUGGAUUAAUGGAUCAUCUGUGUACAUGUCUUAACGGGGGCAACAAUGGUUAUUGGUAUAAACGAAAAGUGCCUGGUCCCUACAAAGGCACAGUGGAUGCGAUGAUGCAGAUUACCAGACACGAGGGAUUGAGAUCACUGUGGAGUGGACUGCCUCCCACAUUAGUUAUGGCUGUACCUGCCACAGUGGUUUAUUUCUCCUGUUACGAACAUUUUAGGAAUUUAUUUGGUUACUCGGCAGGUCUAACAGAAAAUGACUGGUGGAAACCCAUAAUGGCUGGAGCUAGUGCUCGAACAUUAGCAGUGUUUGCUAUCAGCCCUCUGGAGAUGGUCAGGACUAAGAUGCAGUCUGAGCAGCUGAAUUAUAGUCAGGUUCUGACAGCAGUACAGCAUACCGUGAGGGAGGGGGGCGUGGUCAAGUCCAUGUACCGGGGUCUCACUCCCACACUCCUCAGGGAUGUACCAUUCUCAGCUUUUUACUGGUUUGGAUAUGAGGGGAUGAAGUCAGUCAUUUUACAGAAGUCCCUAUCACAUAAGAUGACCACUGUGGAGAGUUUCUGUUGUGGAGCUGUCUCAGGAGGGAUUGCUGCAAUUUUAACUUUGCCUUUCGAUGUAAUCAAAACCCAUCGUCAGAUUACUAUUGGCGAAAGACGAAUUAGAGGUAAUGAACAUGUCUGGAGUCAGUUUAAUUAAGCCUCUUAUUGCCUG